Linderina pennispora is the source of this 2501-nucleotide messenger RNA. RefSeq names its product Zn-dependent exopeptidase. Lineage: Eukaryota; Fungi; Kickxellomycota; Kickxellomycetes; Kickxellales; Kickxellaceae. Bases 422 to 2332 code for a protein of 636 amino acids. Gene Ontology annotation, molecular function: carboxypeptidase activity. The record is from RefSeq and is a predicted model, not a curated record. The transcript has a single exon.
AAACAUCGUUUUCAUUCUUCCAUUAGCUGCAUUUCAUGUCUGACGAAAAAUUCAGUUAGCUCACGAGACGUUGGAUGAUUCUGUGACACUCUUGGCCAAGUGUCGCAGCCAGUCCACAGCAAACAAAGUCAAAGUUGGUUUGCUAGCGCUGGCUGGGUCGCUUCUGACUCUUGGCUUUGUCCGUCAGUACGUUGCCACUUGCGACCAUCACCACACCGACCAGAAUCAUGCACCCAGUCCCAACUUUGACGCAGGCGGAGUCUUCCUCAGCCUACCCAGCACCAGGCAUCUGCGCGAAAACCUCUGGUAUUACACGUCCGGGACGCAUGUUGCUGGUGUCAACCGCACCCAGGCUGUCUAUACGCGCGACUACAUUCAAGCGCAGGGAAUCGAGGCAGAGAUUGUCGAGUACUACCCGUGGAUGAACUAUCCGGUUGACCAACGCGUUGCACUGUUUAACGCAACUACGGGCCAAGCCCACUUUGAAGCUGGGCUCAAGGAGGACAUCAUUCCUGGAGAUUCUGCAUCAGAGGACCCGAACAACCUGCCUGCUUUUCACGGGUACUCAGCCAACGGAAACGUCACCGGUCAGCUCGUCUAUGCAAACUACGGCUCACUCGACGAUUUCAAGGCCCUCAAGGCAGCCGGCAUCAGCAUCAAGGACAAGGUUGUGCUUGUGCGCUACGGCGGCAUGACACGCGGCCUCAAGGUCUAUGCUGCUGGUCUGGGUGGCGCGCGCGGCGUGCUUAUUUACUCGGACCCUGCUGAGGAUGGCUAUGUCCAAGGUCCUGUCUACCCGGAAGGGCCGUGGAGGCCCGAGUCGUCGUUCCAGCGUGGCUCUGUCUCGCUCAUCCAGAUUCACCCUGGCGAUCCGCUCACGCCCGGCUAUGCUGCGACUAAGGAUGCGCCGCGCCUUGACCCGAGUGAAGCAGCCAAUCUUAAUCGCAUCCCGUCACUGCCUCUGUCGUACCGCGAUGUCGAGCCGCUGCUGCGUGCCUUGAAGGGACUCGGCAAACCGGCAAAGGAGGUCGGUGACAAUUGGGUCGGUGGUCUGACAUCUAAGGGCGUUGAGUACUGGACCGGUCCGAGCGAGUUGAGCGUCAAUCUGCUCAACAAGGUUGAGUACAAGAUUACUCCUAUCCAGAACGUCAUCGCCAGGAUCCCAGGCUGGAGUGAGCCAAACCGCGCUGUCGUGAUCGGCAACCACCGCGAUGCCUGGUGCGCCGGUGCGUAUGAUCCAUCUUCCGGAUCCGCUGCCCUUCUUGAGCUCUCACGAGGUCUCGGCAAGCUUCUGAAGCUUGGCUGGCGCCCGCGUCGCACCAUCAUCCUCGGCUCCUGGGAUGCUGAGGAGUACAGCCUGAUCGGUUCCACCGAGUGGGUUGAGGAGAACCGCAGCUGGCUUAACGCAGAGGCUGUCGCCUACAUCAAUGUCGACGGUGCUGUGGGUGGUGGAGAGUAUGCCGUUGGUGCAUCACCAGUGUUUGCGCAUCUGUUGCAUGAAGCCACUAAGCAAGUGCCGUACCCAAACUCUAACCAGACUGUCUACGAUGUCUGGCUAAAGGAUUCGGCUAGGAAUGCUGGCGACGAUAGGCUUGAGAAGCCAGCUAUUUACUCGCUUGGCUCUGGAAGCGAUUAUGCGCCAUUCAUGGCACAUGCUGGAAUCUCGUCCAUUAACAUGGGGUUCGGCGGUUAUGAAGGCGCGUACCAUUCCAACUACGACAGCUUUAACUGGAUGACAAGGUUUAUUGACCCCGACUUCAAGCUCCACCAGGCCAUGACGCGUCUGUGGGGUCUACUGACCAUCCGCAUCGCAGACGACCCAGUGCUUGACCUCAAGCCGACGACAUAUGCCGAGGAGUUGCAGCAGUAUCUCAAUGUCAUUGAGAAAUACGUUGCCUCACAGCUCCCUGACACAACUGAUGUGGAUCGGGCUAUUACCAAAAAGUUCCGCCAUCUCCGUCGUGCCCAGCACAAUCUGCUUCGCAGUGCACAGUAUCUGGAGAGGAGACUCCACUAUCUACAACGUGUCUAUGGUGAGGGCUGCCAGAUGGCCGGCAAUCGCCGCCGUGCUCGCUGCCACCAGCUGCGCAAGAGCAUCAAUGAGCGGGUUGCCAAACUCGAGCGCCAUUUCAUUGACCCCAGUGGUAUUCCGGGUCGCGAGUGGUACAAGCACAUUCUGGUCAGCCCUGGCCGCUGGAUGGGCUACGACUCGCAGGUAUUCCCAGCCCUGGCUGAAGCUGCCGAGGAUGGCGAUUGGGAGGCAUUCCAGGCCUACGAGGAGCGUGCAGCUGGGCUCGUCAACAAUGCUGCUCGGUUCUUGCGCAAGGUGUAAAUAUGGUCCUUGUGGAUAGUAUAGGCGAUGGGGCUUUUGGCCAAAGAUGAUGCUGGCGGUGUAGCACGUGAUUCAAACCAGGGCAAAGGGAGAUUGCCCCAGCUCCUGGAUUGCAGAGCCGGCGAGCCAGAAACGGACAAUCGAGCAUAUCCAGACCGUGAGAACCGGG